Molecule: messenger RNA, 1176 nt
Organism: Centruroides sculpturatus (bark scorpion)
Lineage: Eukaryota; Metazoa; Arthropoda; Arachnida; Scorpiones; Buthidae
Product: zinc finger protein 1 homolog
Exons: 4
Coding region: 86-913 (275 amino acids)
Biological process (GO): regulation of transcription by RNA polymerase II
Cellular component (GO): nucleus; chromosome
Molecular function (GO): chromatin insulator sequence binding
Source: RefSeq, a predicted model, not a curated record
AAUUUACAUUAUUGCAAUGCGUUGUUAGUUUCUUAUUAUUCAAAAUUUAUAAGGCGAAUUUAAAAAUUUGUUAUUAUUUCUUUAAAUGCAAUCAGAUAAAGAUAAAAACAGAACACAUCAGUGUACUGUAUGUAAAAAAACAUUUCGUUCAAAAGCACUGUUAGAUGAUCACAUGAGAAGUCACACCGGUGAGAAACCAUUUAAAUGCAGUAUUUGCGGAAAACAAUUCGCCCAUCGUAGAAAUUUAAUAGUACACAAAAUAAUACAUUCUGAAGAAACACCAUUCAAAUGCAAGUACUGUGACUUCGCUACGAAAUGGAAACAAAGUUUAAUGAAACAUUUCAUGAGAGAUCAUCCACACUCAAACCCGUCUGAAGUUAUGACUAUUCCACCAAAAAAAUCGAAAAAAGUUUAUAAAUGUGAUUCCUGCGGAAACAGUUAUUCGUAUUUAUCUCUUUUAAUAAGGCAUCAGAAAUCACAUUCCAAUGAACGACCGUUUUCAUGUAAUAUUUGCAACAAAACAUUCAAAUAUAAUUGUGAUUUAAUUGUACAUAGAAAAAAAGUACAUCCUCAACAAGAAACUGAAUCUUUUUACAAAAGCACAGUACAUGGGAAUAAAGUGCAAGCAGACUAUCUUCAAACACCAUCAACAAGUGCUCAAGCAAGACAGUCAAAUGAUCCUGAAGAAGAAGCUUCAGAAGAAAUUAUUUUUACACCAAGAGAAGCUGAAGAAUUUCUUGAACAUUUUGACAUCGAUUUAGAAAUUAAAAAGUUUGAAACAUCUUCUCAACUUGAAUUGUUUUCAGAAGUGGAAACUGAAGAAAUUAAAUACAUAUGUCAAUUUUGUGGACAACAAUUUUCUGACGAAAUUUUUUUAAAUGAACACAAAAGACAAUUUCAUCAAUCUAAUUAAUUUCGGACAUUUAACUUUGGGCCUAUAUCACUUUAUGAAGAUACAGAAGAUUAUAAACGCUUUUAUUAUUAAUAAAUAAUGAAAAUAAAAUUUGAAGCAAAACAAUUUCUGUUACACUAAAUUUUAAAUGUAAAAUCGCCGUAAAAAUUUAAUUUAUUUUCUUUUAAUAAUUAUUCGAUAAAUAUUUGUGAGUAUAAUAUUUUUCUUGUGUCAUCAAAAUCACAAUGAACCAAAUAGCUUCAUAACCUUUUAUAUACUUCUUU